Brassica rapa (field mustard) is the source of this 807-nucleotide messenger RNA. RefSeq lists its product as uncharacterized. The record is from RefSeq and is a predicted model, not a curated record. Lineage: Eukaryota; Viridiplantae; Streptophyta; Magnoliopsida; Brassicales; Brassicaceae.
AUGUCAAGCUCCUCAAAUGAUGAAGUAUAUGAAGUAUUUGAAGAAAUGGUCGACGAACAAAUUGAUGAUUUCAUCGACUCCGUUAUUGCCAACGACCCGAAGAGACGAGUGUAUAUCGAAAGAGAUCGGGAACAAGGACACAAUCAACUAUGGCACGACUAUUUUAGUGAAAAUCCAACAUACCCACCAGAAAUGUUUAGGCGGCGUUUUCGAAUGAACAAACCUUUGUUCCUUCGCAUUGUCGAACGCCUAAAUAAUGAAGUUCCAUACUUUCAGCAACGAAGAAAUGGUCACGGAAGGUGCGGCCUAUCUGCACUUCAAAAAUGCACUUCAGCAAUACGAAUGUUGGCAUAUGGCAAAGCCGGAGAUGCGAAUGACGAAUAUCUCCGACUUGCGGCAAGCACUGCACUUUUAUGUUUGGAAAAUUUCACGGAUGCGAUAAUACUAUUGUUUGGAGGUGAGUAUCUAAGAAGACCUACACCAGAAGAUCUUCAAAGACUACUUGACGCUGGAGAGGCACGCGGGUUUCCGGGUAUGAUAGGCAGCAUCGAUUGUAUGCAUUGGGAGUGGAAAAACUGCCCAACGGCUUGGAAAGUGGAGGACGAACGACACGGAUACAUUCAAAUUGAUACAUCUGAGUUCGAGUCAGGAGAGUCUAGUCGAAGUUCAAAGGUGAAAAGUAGAGAAAGUGUCAAUGUCCCUAUGCUUACCAUUCGCAAUCAAAUUCGGGAUCCACAUUUACAUGAGCGUUUGAAAGCUGAUUUAGUUGAAAAUGUUUGGGAAAAAUAUGGUAAUCAUGAUGAAUAA